Molecule: messenger RNA, 2707 nt
Organism: Coffea arabica (coffee)
Lineage: Eukaryota; Viridiplantae; Streptophyta; Magnoliopsida; Gentianales; Rubiaceae
Product: oligopeptide transporter 7
Biological process (GO): transmembrane transport
Molecular function (GO): oligopeptide transmembrane transporter activity
Source: RefSeq, a predicted model, not a curated record
AUUACCGAUAUGGUUGCCAAGCACACUGGACUGGACACAAAGCUCCACUUUUCCAGAUUCGCUGUGGAAUUGAUAGAAUCGAAUGAAUGAAGCAUGAGGAAGGACGCUGAAGAAAUUUCAGCUCCACUUCUUACUACCGAGAAACGGGCUGAACCAUACAAAGACCAUGCCUCCGGUUCCGGAACAUCUUCUCCGUCGUGCGAGCCGUUCGGAGACGAGAAUUCUCCGGUGGAGCAGGUGGCUCUCACGGUACCCGUCACGGAUGACCGGACCCUGCCGGUGGUCACCUUCCGGAUGUGGGUCCUGGGAGCCCUGGCAUGCGUUGUCCUGUCUUUCCUCAACCAGUUCUUCUGGUUCCGGCGGGAGCCGCUUUCUAUCAGCUCAAUCUCCGCUCAGAUCGCCGUGGUGCCGCUGGGCCACCUCAUGGCUUCGGCGUUGACGAGCAGAGUGUUCUUCAAGGGCCAAAAGUGGGAAUUCACCCUGAAUCCGGGACCUUUCAACAUGAAAGAGCACGUGCUGAUCACCAUCUUCGCCAACUCCGGCGCGGCGAAUCCCUACUCGAUUCAUAUCGUUAGUGCCGUGAAGGUGUUUUACAGGCAGAGGUUGACUUUCUGGGUGGCGCUGGUGGUGGUUAUAACUACCCAGGUUUUGGGCUUUGGAUGGGCCGGCAUUCUCAGGCGCUACUUGGUGGAGCCCGCUGAAAUGUGGUGGCCCCAAAACCUCGUCCAGGUCUCUUUGUUCAGGGCGCUUGAUGAGAAAGAACAGAGAAUCAAGGGCAGAUUGUCAAGGAACCAGUUCUUCCUUAUUGCCUUCAUCUGCAGCUUUGCUUAUUAUGUCCUUCCUGGAUACCUUUUCCCCAUGCUAACCUCCCUUUCCUGGAUAUGUUGGAUCUUCCCUAAUUCCGUUCUUGCCCAACAGCUGGGUUCAGGACUUCAUGGUCUUGGUAUUGGUGCAAUUGGUCUUGACUGGUCUAGCAUAUCUUCUUACAUUGGGAGCCCACUGGCUAGCCCUUGGUUUGCAACUGCUAAUCUUGCUGUUGGCUAUUUUCUCAUGAUGUAUGUUAUCACCCCUAUUGCAUAUUGGUUCAAUAUCUACAAGGCAAAAACCUUUCCUAUUUACUCAGACGGCCUCUUCACAUCAAAGGGACAAAACUACAACAUCUCAGCCAUCAUUGAUUCAAACUUCCACAUUGAUCUAACUGCAUACGAGAAUGAGGGACGCCUGUAUCUCAGUACCUUCUUUGCUAUUACAUAUGGUUUCAGUUUUGCUUGCCUCACUGCUACUGUUGUUCAUGUCUUCCUUUUCCAUGGAAGAGAUCUAUGGCGGCUGAGCAAGUCUGCCUUCCAAGAGAAGAAAUUGGAUGUGCACACAAAGCUUAUGAGGAUGUAUAAGCAAGUUCCUGAAUGGUGGUUCACAUGCAUUCUUUUAGUUAACAUUGCAGCAACCAUAUUUAUAUGUGAAUACUACAAUGACCAGCUUCAAUUACCGUGGUGGGCUGUCUUGCUGGCGUGUGGUCUUACCUUCUUUUUCACCCUCCCAGUAGGUGUCAUCACUGCCACUACAAAUCAGACACCAGGACUCAAUGUGAUCACAGAGUACAUCAUUGGGUACUUGUACCCAGGAUAUCCUGUUGCAAACAUGUCCUUUAAGGUGUAUGGGUACAUCAGUAUGAAACAGGCCCUAGCCUUUCUGCAGGAUUUCAAACUUGGACAUUACAUGAAGAUCCCUCCCAGAGACAUGUUCAUGGCUCAGGUUGCUGGCACUCUAGUAUCAGCUCUUGUGCAUCUAGGAACAGCAUGGUGGCUCUUGGAGACAGUCCCAGACAUUUGUGACAGAGCAAUGCUUCCUCCUGGCAGCCCCUGGACUUGCCCAGGCGACCAUGUGUUCUAUGAUGCCUCUGUUAUAUGGGGUUUAAUUGGACCGCAGAGAAUUUUUGGAGAUCUUGGUUACUACUCUGCCAUUAACUGGGCCUUCGUGCUUGGAGCUGUGGCUCCUGCUGUAGUUUGGCUUAUGCACAAGGCCUUUCCAAACCAGCAGUGGAUUAGUCUCAUAUCUGUGCCUGUAGUAUUAGCUGGAAUAAUCAAUAUGCCACCAGCUACUGCUGUGAACUACAACAGCUGGGUUAUAAUUGCAUUUCUUUCUGGAUUCAUUGCCUACCGAUAUUAUCGAAGCUGGUGGAGUCGACACAACUAUGUGUUGUCUGGGGCGCUCGAUGCUGGAUUAGCCUUCAUGGGAGUAUUGCUUUAUUUGGCUUUGGACAUUGGGCAUGUUAGCCUUGACUGGUGGGGAAGUAAAGCAGAUGGAUGCCCCUUAGCUUCUUGCCCGACUGCAGAUGGGGUAGUUGUUCAAGGGUGCCCAGUUCUUGAGUCGUGGGGGACAUAGUAAUCCAAUUUUAUCUCGCUGUACAUAUCCGAUUAGUUACCAGGUUCAGGUUGUAUGUAGUGUAUGGUAUCUACAUUCAGAAAAUAUUCAAAUAUUCUACAGUGUUUGUACGAGUUCUUGCUUCGAGGGCUGAUUCUUGUACCCAAGUUAAAUGCCAAGUACAUCCUCCUGUGGGUUUUGAUGUUCACACUGGCCCGAUGAUAAAAAGGCUGUUGCCUGCUGGGAACUUGCAUGAAUGUCUUUCAUGUCAUGCUCGUAUUUAAAAGAAUUGUAAACCGUGUUAUAUAGCAACUCAUAUGGAUGCAAUCUUAUUGAUCAUUGUUUA